AGGUCCCUCCCAAAUAGGCGGAGCGUCAGAGGCAUCGAGCAAAUGUCAACAACAUGCCGGAGUCUUCCAGGGAAACAGAAACUGAGGAGGAAAUGAAAGACAGACAACAAAGAGAUCAAGGAAACCAGUCGUCUCAGAACAUCGUGUCUUUAAUAUCUCAGUUCGCAGAUGAUCAUUUAGCACUUGUGCGGAACAUAAGCACCGGACUGGCAGUUGCUGGUGUUAUUGUAAUAGCAAGGAGUAUCAAACUGAUCACCAAAUUUCAAGCUGCGUCUGAGAUCCCUGCUCGUUUCAUUGAGAGGAACGUCAGCCUUCGUGGGAAAGUUCAUUCAGUCACAGAGAAAGGACUUGAAGUGGAACAUGUCCCGAUUUAUCUGCCAGUCCUUUCUCCGUUACUUUCAAAACACAAAGGUGUGUGCACGUCCUCGAUGCUGGUGAAUCUUGCAGGAGUGGAGAUGACUCCAGAGGGCAGGGUAUGGCUGCAGAAGAACCUGGCUCCUGCCCAAACAGUGUGGUUAAAACUUAUCAGCCGAGAGGAUGACACACUACACUGUUUGGUGUCUCAAAGCAGGCAGGGGUCGAUGUGGAGCUACUAUAUGAACGAAGAGGCCCUCAGGCUCGGUCUGGCUCGCACUGCGCCUGUUGUCGGAGUCCUGCCUGACUCUCGCCUCUACUGGCGUCUUCACAAACGGCUGCACAGGGCAGAGGUCAAAGCUGAGAGGAAGGGGCGGGGACUGUGGAAGCAGGACAGCCUAUGGGAGAGGGCCUCCAAGGCUAUCAGGGACAAUGCUUUAGUCAGACGGAUGAGGAGGAUCUUUAAGAGGACUUGAUGCACUGAGUGACUGAUUGUUUCAAGACAGAAGUGUUUUUGAGCUCUGAAAUAAUCAAAAUGUGAAAGCACACAAUCUGUUACUGCCAGCUGAUAUACUGACACAUCUAAAAGGAGUUUAAAAGUCUUAACUGCAGGUUUAAGAAAGUGCCAUCCUAAACACUAAUCUGUUUUGUGUGACAGAUAUGCUUCUCAGUGCUAUGAAAACAGUUCCAAAAAGAGAGGUUUAUAGUUUAUUUUUUACUGUAUUUCACAGUCUUCAGAAGUUUGACAUGAUUAAAAAGGUCUCAAACCCUGAUACUAAUCCCUCAGCUUUCACUUACCCCAUUAAAUCACAGCUAAGCACAG
Messenger RNA from Siniperca chuatsi (mandarin fish), 1177 nucleotides. It is a transcript of the gene miso1, whose product is annotated as c18h3orf33 homolog (H. sapiens). Bases 54 to 830 code for a protein of 258 amino acids. The transcript is spliced from 5 exons. NCBI's taxonomy places the organism in Eukaryota, Metazoa, Chordata, Actinopteri, Centrarchiformes, Sinipercidae. The record is from RefSeq and is a predicted model, not a curated record.